Dichotomopilus funicola is the source of this 1500-nucleotide messenger RNA. RefSeq names its product major facilitator superfamily domain-containing protein. Gene Ontology annotation, biological process: transmembrane transport. Gene Ontology annotation, molecular function: transmembrane transporter activity. Gene Ontology annotation, cellular component: plasma membrane. The coding region runs from base 1 to 1500 and encodes 499 amino acids. The transcript is spliced from 4 exons. The record is from RefSeq and is a predicted model, not a curated record. Lineage: Eukaryota; Fungi; Ascomycota; Sordariomycetes; Sordariales; Chaetomiaceae.
AUGUCCGAGGUUAAACACGCAUCGGACGAAGAAGACGCCAAGCGGCAUCAAUUGCCGGGCCAAGACGGCCAUGUCGCCGCCGACACGGACACGGCCACCGCGGACGACCCAGUGUGCCCGCCGCACACCACCGAACGGCGCAUCACAACCCGGAUCGACUGGUACAUCAUCCCAUUCGUGUCGGUACUCUACCUGAUGGCAUUCCUGGACCGAGUCAACAUCGGCAACGCGCGAUCCUUCGGCCUAGAAAACGAGCUGCGCAUGGGCGGAACCGAGUACAACACGGCGCUGACCAUCUUCUUCGUGCCCUACGUGCUGUUUGAGGUGCCGUCUAACAUUCUGCUCAAGUACUUGUCCCCGCGCAUCUGGCUGUCCAUCUGCUGCGCCGGCUUCGGCGCCGUCACCAUCUUUCAGGGCCUGGUGCAGAACUACAGCGGCCUGCUAGCCACGCGCUUCUUCCUCGGCGUCUUCGAGUGCGUGCUCUUUCCAGGCUGCUUCUACCUCAUCGGCAGCUGGUACCGCCGCGCCGAGGCCCAGAAGCGCUUCUCGCUCUUCUUCUCCUCCACCUCGCUAGCGGGCGCCUUCGGCGGCCUGCUGGCCUCGGCCAUCGGCAACCUCGACUACGUACGCGGGUACCGCGGGUGGCGGUGGAUCUUCAUCAUCGAAGGGUGCUUCACAGUUCUCCUCGGCGCCAUCUUCUGGUUCACCUUCCCCGGUUUCCCCGAGCAGGCGACCUGGCUGCGAGACGACGAGCGCGAAUAUGUGAAGGCGCGGCUGCGCAAGUCGCAGGGCGAGAGCGGCGCGGACCGCCGCAUCACCUUCCGUGACGUCCGCACCGUCAUGUCGGACUAUAAGAUCUGGCUGGGCGGGUUCAUGUACUUUGGCCUGAUCGUGCCGGCGUAUUCGUACGCGUACUUUGCGCCGACUAUCUUGGGCAGCUACCACUUCGACCCCAUCACCACGCAGCUGCGCUCUGUGCCCCCUUGGGCUGUGUCGUUUGUGUUCUCCAUGAUUGUUGCUGUCUUUUCCGACUGGGCCCAGCACCGGUUUCUGUUCAUCCUGGCCCCUAUAUCGAUUGCGAUUGCCGGGUUUGCGGUCUUGCUUACCGUGCAUGACAACCUUUCGGUGCAGUAUGCCGCGCUGUUCCUGACCUGCAUGGGCACCUACUCGGCCAUGCCCAUCAUUGUGUGCUGGUUCAACAUGAAUUUGGGAGGGCAUCACCGCAGGGCCAUUGGGAGUGCCUGGCAGAUUGGCUUCGGCAACAUCGGCGGCAUCAUCGCGACCUACUCGUUCAUCAAGGAGGACGGCCCGCUCUUCACCAAGGGCUACGCCAUCUGCAUCUCCUUCAUCUGCCUCAGUGUGGUCUCGUGUGUGCUGUACGCCGCGGCCAUCACGUGGGAGAACAAGAAGCGGAGCAAGCAGGUGCGGAACCUGAACUUGACUGAGUCGGAGAAACUGGAUCUAGGGGAUUUGAACCCCGAAUUCAGGUACAUGCUCUAG